AGGAAUUGGGAUGUAUAAAAGGCAAAGAGCGAGGUGAUGAACAUCCAAACGUUUCGAAGACUUAUCGAGAGAUCCUCAGAAGCUCACCCGCUCUUGGAGCGCACUGGGUCGGUCCGUUGGCAGAGGAUGACAUUUCUAGAAGCUCAAAUAUCGCCAUCAUCUCAGCUUCUUCAGGAUACCACAUCUUCUUGAACAUCCUCAACAAUCGAUUGUUUACAUCUAAAAGUCGGUUGUGAACUCGUUUGGUGAAAACGACUCCAGGAAUCCUCCAUCAUGCCAUCACGUACAAGUCUGCCCGCUCUUUUCAUGGUUUUAACCUGCAGUAUGGUCAGCAACCUCGCAGGAGCGAGGGUGGUUUUAAAAGAUACCAUAAUGGAAGUAAAGCAGCAGCAGCCAGCUGAGCUACGGAUAGAACCCUUCUAUGGUGCUCCCGCCAAUCAGGAGGUAGAACCAACGGGUAUGACUGAGGUGACUGAAAGCGGCAGUCUCUCUGAGGAAUCGUCCGAGGAAGAUGAUAUGGAUGUUGAUACCGAUACCGACACCGACAACGACGUCGACACGGCAAACGGUAGCACCGCGGCCUCCAUCAACAUCGGGGCACUGCCGAACACCAACGUCGAGCUGGUCAAUGACGCGGGGGUCGUGUCUGGAAACCAACUCCCGAUAAAGGGUAGGCCGGAUCACAUGCCUAGCAACCAAGAUGUCAGGAUGACGUCAUCGUCAUCGAACGCGACGUUCGGCAUCGCCAUCGCAGCCAUGAUCAUGGUAGGCCUUGGCAUGGGAUCGAUCGUCUUCGUGGUCAAGAAAUACAGGCACCACUUCCCUGUUGUUGUGCGGGUAUAACUUAUUGGCGCUGUACAAUAGCACAAGAGUUUUCGCAAUCACUACGCUGACGCUUUCUGGAACGUAGAGAAUCUAUUGUCAAAAGACCUUCAUGACAAUGCAGCCUUUGUCGAAAAUCGGGGAAUAAAAACAGCAGCCGUCGUCCUGGACUCUGGACAAACGACAAAUUGCAAUUUUUCGUCAACUCCGAAUCUUAAGACGAUCUUCCGUCCCGAUUCUCAAAUUUUCAACAAAGACCUCUGAGCUGUCCAUUGUGAUUUGACGGGCAUUUUCAAUAGAUUUACUAUGUUGUAGAAUCCGUCUCCGUUGUAAUUGCGAAAAACUCGCUAUUGAUUUGAUUUGAUUUAUUGUUUUCUUCUGCAUUCAUAACAUUUGUAUACAAUACAAUUUUCAUUACGUAACAAACAUAAUAUAUCGGUAAUUGAUUAAGGUAUGAAUCAUAAAGAAAAAAAAAACUAAAUAAAAGAGUCAUUCUAAAGAAAUAUGAUCUACUAUAGCCUCAGCCACACCUACGAAUCCGAUUCCAGACCGACCUAAGCUAUUACGUUAUUUCCAAUGACAUGUCAACGGUCGGCUUGGAGUCGGUUUCCUUGGUGUGUGACUGUAGCAUAAGCAUUUGAUGGUACCGAAGAGUGCCGUGGCCGAGUGGUCUAAGGCGCCUGACAAGACACAUGAAAGUCCGAGGUUCGAUCCCCGGCCACGGUCCCUAUUCCUGUGAACAAUGCAUUUAAUCAACAUUGCUCUUUAUAUCACAUUCAAAUAAAUGGAAAUGCUAUAAGAAUUCUUGGUAACAAUGUGUCAACUUGUUUUAAAAGUAGAUGAAUACUUCAUUAGAAACUGUGAGGCUUAUUAUCAAUAUCCCAUCCGAGGGAAUAUUGACGGAUGUUCUAUACCAUAUCAAAGUUCAGUAUCGUACAAACCAUUAUUGAAGCACAGACUGGCCACCAGAAAGCUUCCCGCGUAAGAUAAGAUCUUUCUGUAGUUUUAUGUGUAUGUUUUUCAUGUAUAUAUAUUGUAUAAGUGUACUUUUAUUUUUUUUAAUGGGUGAUUAAAGUGAUUAAUCACUUCGGAUUUGAUGUAGACCGUAUAUAGGUGCAAUUUUUCUAAAAAUUUACAUAGCUAAUUUCAUAAACAUUUUGGGUUUUUCUGGGGGGGGGUAUGAAAGGGAUAUUAAUUACGACUAGACAUUCCAUAUCUUUUGGAGAAACGAAGAAAAAAUAGGUACAUGUAUAAUUAUGUUCGGGACAGUAAUGAAAAUAAAAAAAUAAUUUGAUUGUUGCAUAAUCAAGUAUGUAUCUUUUUCAUGGUCUCGUCUCCAGAAACGUUGAUGAUCUUCUGAAAUUCGGAGUGAAAAAUUAAUAAAAACAGUUAUUUAGAAAUGAA
This is a messenger RNA of Lytechinus pictus (painted urchin), 2226 nucleotides long. RefSeq lists its product as uncharacterized. The transcript is spliced from 2 exons. The record is from RefSeq and is a predicted model, not a curated record. The coding region runs from base 274 to 843 and encodes 189 amino acids. NCBI's taxonomy places the organism in Eukaryota, Metazoa, Echinodermata, Echinoidea, Temnopleuroida, Toxopneustidae.